This is a messenger RNA of Sodiomyces alkalinus F11, 1580 nucleotides long. RefSeq names its product aldehyde dehydrogenase. The transcript has 2 exons. The record is from RefSeq and is a predicted model, not a curated record. Gene Ontology annotation, molecular function: aldehyde dehydrogenase (NAD+) activity. NCBI's taxonomy places the organism in Eukaryota, Fungi, Ascomycota, Sordariomycetes, Glomerellales, Plectosphaerellaceae. Bases 174 to 1553 code for a protein of 459 amino acids.
GCCUCUGAUGUCAAGUGAAACACCAACCUUCUUGUCAAGACUUGCCACUGCUUACUCAUUUUACUCUCUACUGCUUGAAGAUUUCUGUUUCUCCUGUCUAACGACUAUUACACGCGAAGCUUUGUGUGUUUCUCAAGCAUAGACAUCGCAUUUUCAGCAUAUAGCCGGCCAGAAUGUCCGUCGAGGUCCUCACGACCAUCUCACCCACGACAAACGAACCCAUCCUCACCAGGAAUGGCGUCUCACAAGCCGAGUUGGACGAGCUCCCAAAUGUUGCAACCGAAGCCUUCCAGACCUGGCGCAAGACACCACUCGCCGAUCGUCAGGGCAUAGUCAGGAAAGCCUUGAGGCUUCUGGCCGAUAAGAAGGAUGACCUCGCCGAAGAACUUGCCGUGCAGAUGGGCCGCCCCGUUGCGUAUGGCGGGGCAGAGGUUCUGACAGCCAUCAAGCGUGCCGACUACCUCCUCAAGGUCAGCGACGAGGCACUACAAGAUACCGACGGCGAGCCGGAAAAGGGAUUCAAGCGCUUUAUCCGGAAAGUUCCUGUCGGGCCGGUCCUCGUCAUCUUUGCUUGGAACUAUCCUUACCUUAUCUUGGUCAACUCGCUCAUUCCAGCGCUGUUGGCGGGGAACACGGUCAUCCUGAAACCGUCGCCACAAACACCCACCGUCGUCGAGCGAGUAGCUGAGGUUUUCGCCGAAGCCGGCCUGCCCACUGGUGUGCUCCAGUACUUCCACGCCGGCUCGCCGACGCAGAUCGAGACCAUCGUGCGCAACCUGAAAGUCAAGCUGGUGGCGUUCACGGGCUCGGUAGCCGGUGGGCUGGCGGUGCAGAAAGCCGCGGCGGACCGGAUCGUGCACGUAGGGCUCGAGUUGGGAGGGAAAGACCCUGCCUACGUGCGGGCGGACGUGGACGUCGCAUGGGCGGCGGGCGAGAUCGUCGACGGGGCCGUGUUCAACUCGGGCCAGAGCUGCUGCGCUAUCGAGCGGGUGUACGUGGACGAAGCGAUUCACGACGACUUUGUCGCGGCGGCGCAGGAGGUGCUGCGCGGCUACCGACUGGGCAGCCCGUUCGACAAGGCGACGCAGGUGGGGCCGGUGGUCUCGCGGCGGGCGCGGGAGGCGAUCGAGGCGCAGAUCAAAGACGCGCUGGAGCGGGGCGCCCAGGAUGCCACGCCGGAGAGCGAGACAUUCGCGAACCUGCCUCCCAAGGGUAACUUUGUCAAGCCUACGCUGCUGACGGGCGUGGACCACGGGAUGGCGGUGAUGCGGGAGGAGACGUUCGGGCCGGUGAUCCCCGUGAUGAAGGUGCGGGGGGAUGCCGAGGCGGUGCGGCUCAUGAACGACAGCGAGUUUGGACUUACGGCCAGUAUCUGGACCAAGGAUACGGAGAAAGGAUAUGAGCUGGCGGAGGAGGUCGAGGCCGGCACAGUUUUCGUCAAUAGGGCAGAUUAUCCCAGCCCGGUGAGUAGAGUGUCCCUUGGUUCCCUUACCAGUCGCCCCGGCCCCAUCACCGCUCGCGGGAAUGAGGAAAUUCGUUGGAAUGAGAACUAACGUGGGAUGUUUCUCUUAGGACCUCGC